Besnoitia besnoiti is the source of this 2598-nucleotide messenger RNA. RefSeq lists its product as uncharacterized. The coding region runs from base 1 to 2598 and encodes 865 amino acids. The transcript is spliced from 3 exons. NCBI's taxonomy places the organism in Eukaryota, Apicomplexa, Conoidasida, Eucoccidiorida, Sarcocystidae. The record is from RefSeq and is a predicted model, not a curated record.
AUGGUUCAGUGGCGACGGCCUUCGAUCACCUGGAGGGAAAUUGCAGCCAUUUGCUGCUGUUGUGGCCGCAGCCGAGCGGUGGAGCGAGCGCUGGGUUUGAAGCUCAUCAGCAAGGAAGAGCAGGAGAGAGUGCUCCACUCGUACAACCCCGAGGAGGAAAUCUUUCGGGCGCUGUCUCCGAAGGCCCAGAGUGCGGUAGAGGCGGCCUUCUACCCCUUCCAAAACAGGCGAUCGCUUCGCUACAUCGGCGACGUCUACAGACUUGACGAACUCCUCCUCCGUACGCCCUCCUCCGAAGAGGCGGCGGCACGCGCCUGUCCCUCUUGCCGCGCCUCCGUGGUUUGUCCCCUGGAACCCGAGGGGGGUGUGGUUUUGCGCUUGAGGCGCCCGCGGCAGUCUCCGCCUCAGCGGGGAAAAGAUGAGCCAGGUACCGUCGCCAGCCGCAGAUCGCCUCCGAGCGUGUUGUGGCCUGACCGAGGGGAAUCCACAGACGGCGGCAAAAAUGGAGGAAGCCAUGGAUGUAGCUCGAGUCACUCGGCCGCAGUCCAGGCGGAGAGAUCGGGCGCCGCCAAAGAAGGGGGGAAGGCGGCGGGCGAUCACGCUGGGGUCAGGACGCCAGAAAGGGAGCUGAAGAAAUCUGUGUCUUUCAGCAGAGCUGUGUUAGCUGACUCGCGCAGGCAAGGCCCAACUCAGGCGGAAGAGGAGAGCGCAGGACGGAGCGUUUCUUCCCGCGGCGGCGCGCCUUCCUCCGCGGCGAGAGCAGAAGGAAGCAGCCAAACUCCUCCCCCUUCGGAAUUGCUGCGGAUGGCGUCCCUGUUCUCAUCGAGGUCCCUGUCGCCGCCUAGGGAAGACGACUGGGCUGUGUCUCUUCCCCCCGGCGUCGCCCCUGGCGCGCAAGAGCAGCAGCCCAUCCGAAUCACGGCUCUGGUGAAGCUCGAGAGGAGGCGCGCCCAGCAGCAAGAGAGAUUUCGGAACCGUGCGGCAUGCCCUGGGGCAGCUAAUCAAGAGAGUAGUUCAGGGAGUGACAGCGAUGAAGACGAAUUCCUCUUCUUCCCCUCUCGCCACCCGAGCCUAGCAGCUGACGGAGCGCCGGCGUUCGAGGGCAGCACUUCGCCGCCCGUAUCGCCGUCGCCGCAAGACACACUCACUGCGGCGACAGAGGCUGCAAAGGCAGUGGCUGCGUCGGAUAUUCUGUUUCCCGAUAAUGCUCUCUCCUCUGGGGGCCUGUCUCGACUCAGGUCGAGGCACCGCCUUGACGCAGAACUGAGAGAGGCCAGCGGUCUGCAGGAGCAAGCGGUGGACGCGGGCGGCGGAGGCGCCGCGUUGGCAUCCGCCGCCUGCGUCUCGCGCAACGGGUCCUUUUCGGGGGAUUCGAUGCACAGUGAAGCUCGAUGGGCAUGCACGUGUGAGCCUCAUAGCCCUCUUGAAACGCAGAGAGAUGCGGCCGGGACGCCGCAACAGACGGCCUCUAGCAGCAGUAAGGACGACGUUUUGCGGGAGCACCGGAAGCGCGGCUGGGUGUCGAGUACUGGUGGGGUCGGAGAUGAGGAUCCUGAGGAUACGUGGCAUGCAGUGGAGCCGGCGAGCGCGAGUAGGGUCGACCCGACAGCACAAGGAAUGCAAGCAGGUGGAUCAUCAGCUGCUUUGCUGCGAGGUGAAGGCCAGCGUACGCGACAGUCGCCGAACCGUGAAGCAUCUGCUGGCGGUGCUGAAAAUGAAGAGCCGGAAUACAGGCCGUGUUUGUCGAAUUGUCUGUCUCCGACGGCAAACGCGACGCGGCCUUCAAGCGAAUGGAUGCAUGAGACAGGCCGCAGCGAAGAUGAGGCUGAGAGGCGCGACGAGUUCAGGCCUCUCUCGUCAGGUCGAUCAUUAUCCGAGGACGAUGACGCAGGCAUGGUGACAGCCCGAGGCGCUCUUAUUGCGCCAAGUUUUGUCAGCAGCAGAGAGUUUUACACACCGCGCCCGCUGCGCCCGACUUCGUCUUCGUUCCAGCCUGGCUGGAAUGCCCCCUGUCAGCGACAGGGAUCGUUGACCGGUGGAGGUUCCGAGUCGAUGAGCCGUACGAUAUCUGGGAGUUGGAGAUCCGCAGGCCCGUCUGUUUCGUAUUCCUUGGAAUCCGGAUGGUCGAGCCCAACUAGCGACUGCCGCGACUCAAGAGGGCCGGCCUCCGGCGCGGGGCACCUCGAUUCCGGCAGGUUAGAGUGUUCUACAGAAGGGCGACACCGAAAAGACUCCUGGGGAAGCCCGCCUAAGGCGUCUUCUCAUGCAUCCUUUCCAAGGCAGGUAAGUCUGGCUAGAGGUGGAGAAUGUUCCCGACGGAGUGGGAGGCUGAGCAAGUCGCAAGUCUCCUUCUCGCCUUCGUCCUUCGAUUCACCAGCAUCUCCGCCCCCAGCUGACCAGGCCUCUGGGAAUGCCGCAGGAGAAAGCACUUCACGGCACAGAGGGCUUUCUGAUUGUUCACCUCGACCGCCUGAGAGCGUCGCAGCAGAGAGGCGACUGGCGGCUGCUGCUGCUGCCCUAGCGAGUUCGCUGGAAUGGGGCAGAGGAGGCGAUACCGGCCUCAGCUCCGACGACUUUGCGACCCCGAGGGAAUUCUAG